UAUAAGAGGAAGAUUAUGGAGACAAGGACUUAUAUAUCUUCCGUCGCAUUCCACGCGAUAAGCAUUAAGGAUCCAUUCAAGGCGCACCAGCAUCAGACGUUCAUCCAAACCAGGCAAAUAUUCUCGAAGGCAAUCUGGGCACCAGGCUCAACAUGCCCUGGGGUUUAGACGGAGUUUAUUCGUAUUUACGAAGUCUGGAUAUCCAUCUCCGCGUAUCACUAGCUCACGACCUAUACAUAAUGCCUCAAGGCAUGAAUAACAAGACCUUUUGUCAUCUUUCAUCACAUUGCCCGUAUCGUUGAGUGAACUUCCAUCGCUGUCAACAAUAAUGACCAACACGCCAUCCACUGUCGUGCUCAUCACAGGUGCAAACUCGGGCAUCGGCUUCGCAACAGCCAAAACCAUCGUCUCAGCCUCGCCAGACUACCACGUCAUCAUCGGCAGCCGCUCUCUCCAAAACGGCCAGAAUGCAGUCCAAGCGAUCCAGUCCUCAGGGACCACAAACGGCUCUCUGUCUAGCAUCCAACUAGACGUCACGGACCCGACCUCAAUUGCAUCCGCCGCGAAGCAAGUCGAAUCGCAGUUCGGCCGUCUCGACGUCCUGAUCAACAAUGCGGGCGUCUUCUCCCAGUCCCAAUCAACCAAGACGGCAAUGGAGGAGACGUUCGCGGCAAACUCAAUCGGGCCUGCGCUGGUCGCCAUGGCCUUUAAUCCUCUAUUGAUGAAGUCGCCUCGUCCGUACUCGAUUUUCAUCUCGAGUAUUCUGGGUUCCUUGUCCGAGGCGGCUGAUCCCUCGUCUUCGGUGCACUAUUAUGACGGCGUGGCGUAUCGGAUGAGCAAGGCUGCGCUGGAUAUGUUGGUUGUACAGCAGCAUAAAUUGUUUGGACCUAAGGGGAUCAAAGUGUUUGCUGUGUGUCCGGGGUUGGUAAGGUCGAAUCUGAGAGGGAAGGGGAGGAAGAUGUGUCUGCGGGAGGAAGGGCGGGGGAUCCGAUGGUUCCAGCGGAGAUGAUUUUGGGUAUAAUUGAAGGGAAGCGAGAUGCUGAUGUGGGGAAGCUUUUGCGUGGU
Aspergillus novofumigatus IBT 16806 is the source of this 1065-nucleotide messenger RNA. RefSeq names its product putative short chain dehydrogenase/reductase. The record is from RefSeq and is a predicted model, not a curated record. NCBI's taxonomy places the organism in Eukaryota, Fungi, Ascomycota, Eurotiomycetes, Eurotiales, Aspergillaceae. The transcript is spliced from 3 exons. Bases 329 to 1009 code for a protein of 226 amino acids.